AUGGAGUUGCCUCAGGGUUUCCAGAGGCAGGGGGAGAACAAGAGGAAAUAUGCCCUUGAGUUAAUCUCAGAUUGUGGGCUGAGUGGUUCCAAACUAGCAAAUACACCUUUGGAAGGUGGAGUUAAACUAACUACUGUUGAACAUGAUGAACAUACAGGGGUAACAAGUGAUCCUUUGCUGAAGGACGUGACCAGCUAUCAGAAAUUAGUUGGGAGGUUGCUGUAUCUCACAACCACCAGACCAGAUAUUAGUUUUAUUGUACAAACAUUGUCUCAGUUUAUGCAAAUGCCAAAGACUUCACACUGGGAGGUAGCACUAAGGCAAGUCAGAUACAUUAAGAGGUGUCCAGGGCAAGGCUUACUACUGAGCAGUGAUUCAAGCAUAAAAUUGCAGGCUUUUUGUGAUGCAGAUUGGACAUCAUGUCCCAACACGAGAAGAUCAGUUACUGGUUACGUGAUCAAACUGGGAAACUCUAUCAUUUCUUAG
This is a messenger RNA of Capsicum annuum, 486 nucleotides long. RefSeq lists its product as uncharacterized. Lineage: Eukaryota; Viridiplantae; Streptophyta; Magnoliopsida; Solanales; Solanaceae. The record is from RefSeq and is a predicted model, not a curated record. The coding region runs from base 1 to 486 and encodes 161 amino acids. The transcript is spliced from 2 exons.